AUGGACGAGAAAGUCAGAUGUGAGGCGACAACCUAUAUUUACAUUCACCAACACUGUCCGGAUGUCCCCAUCCCCAUGCUCUUGGGCUUCGGCGCCUCUACCGAAAUCUACGCUAAAUACAAGAAGUUCACACCUCUUGAGAAUGCUUCAUUCUUAUACCGGCUCUGUCGAUCGUUUGCCAACCGACUGUGCACCUUUGCGAGAUUCCCAUUAGCGUCGUCUUUUGCCCGGGAUUGUCGAACAUUAUCUCUAUGUGUGGGUUACCUUGUACUGGAGUACAUUGAGCGUGGGCAAAUGCUCUCUGAAACAUUCGAUUCUCAAAUAUACGAUCCAUCACGGCGGCGGAACCUAUUCAAGGAUCUGUCCGGUAUCAUAGUGUCGUUAGCAAAGAUUCCCCAGCCUCGAAUUGGCUCCUUUACCAUUGAAGAUCAGGGAUACAUAUCACUCUCCAAUCGCCCUUUAACUUUCCAACUCCAAGCACUCGAAAAUGAAGGCAUUCCAACAGGUAUUAACCCUUUACGAACCAACGAAUACACCGAGAGUUACGUGCUGGAUCUCCUAGCGUACCAUGACAGCCGCCUUCUGCAUCAGCCAAACUCCAUGAACGAUGAGAAGGACGGGAGGCGACAGAUGUCCGCCGUAGGUCUAAUGAGGUCCACCAUGCCCCAGUUCAUCAACCCCAAGACCACACGAGGCCCGUUUUUCCUCGGUCUCACGGAUCUGCACCAGAGUAACAUCUUCGGCAACGAGCAGUGGCAAGUCGAGAGUCUGAUAAACUUGGAAUGGGCGUGUUCACACCAUUCCGAGAUGCUGAGACCGCCUUACUGGUUGACCGGGUAG
Molecule: messenger RNA, 840 nt
Organism: Fonsecaea nubica
Lineage: Eukaryota; Fungi; Ascomycota; Eurotiomycetes; Chaetothyriales; Herpotrichiellaceae
Exons: 2
Coding region: 1-840 (279 amino acids)
Source: RefSeq, a predicted model, not a curated record